UGCGACCAUCCCUCCCUUCGUUUUACAAAAACAAAACAUGUCGACUGCAAUGAAUUUCGGGUCAAAGAGCUUUAAACCUCGACCACCAGACAAAGGGUCGUUCCCAUUAGAUCACUUUGGAGAGUGCAAAGCCUUCAAGGAGACGUUCAUGAAAUGCUUGCGAGACAGCAAUUUCGACAAUUCCAAGUGCCGCCUCCAGUCAAAAGCCUACCUGGAAUGCCGCAUGGAACACCAGCUCAUGACAAAGGAACCACUGGAAAAACUGGGAUUCAAAGACCUGGUGGAUCCUCCUCCGCCCAGCCAAGCAAACAAAGAUUGCAAACAUUAACAUGCUGUGCACGACCAAUGCACGGAUGCUGUUGUGCUGAGUCUAUCCAAAGACUCGUGGGUGUGAAACCUGGUACAGCAGUGUGAAAGACUAAAAAGUGCACAAGCAGGUUCGAUAGAAGGUUCCAGCUUUGAACACAUGUAUAUAAAAUGUCUAAUAUAAGAUGUUCUGUGUAAUAUAUGAUGUUCUUUACCAUGUUAUUAAACCGUUUGUACUGGAACGUGUGUAUGACCUAAUUCAGUCGUCUGACAAAGGAACGUUGACGCGUUUAUUGUUCGUAUCGGGGCUCGAAUCUUUGUAGGCUUAGGUGUAGUGUAGCGCAAGUAUCUCUUUGAUGAACUGUAAGCAUGUCCCUGUUUUGUGGCGACGAUAGAAAAGCUCAGGUUGAUGGGUCGCCCCUGUCAUAGUAUGCCCUAAAAAAAAAAAAAAAACUUUUGAUAACUUUUAAUGUCACUUCACAGGUCACUUCCUGUUGGGUUUAGGCUGUGCGUGUUUUUAAAGUUUUGAUACGUCUGGGGUCGCUACAAGUGUGAGCCGAUUUUUGUAGCCCUAGGUAUGAAACGUACCGCGAAUGAGAAUGGAUUAGGGGCCGCAAAUGGCCCCCGAGUGGUAGGUUGGACACUGUAGGAUAAGUGCAAAAGUAUGGCCCAAGCAAAUUUGGGGAAAAUGGGCCACGACUGUACCUUAAAAAGAUAAUCGGUCACUUCUUGUUGGGUUGUAAUGAGGUAAUUGGUGGAUGAAAAAGAAAUAUAAGGCACUGUAACAGGAUUUGACACCCAUGCUUCGCAUGCUGCCCCACCACCAUUUUGUAAAAUAAGGUCGCGGGCUGUGUUAAAAGUUAUUUUAAGUAUUGGGGAUUGAGAGAAAACGGAAUGGCAUAUUUUAAUGGAGUAGUAGAAGUAGUUGUACAUGACAUCCCCCUGCAUUGCGGCGUUAUGUGGCAGACCUCCACGUGAGUGAAAAUCAGUGAAAAUAGAGUACGGUUUGUGAAAUAGACUCGAGACAGGUUUGUAUAACAUGAAUAAAGUGUCUUUUUUAGUGUCUAAACACUUGUAAGAACCUGUGAGUUGAUAUGUUAGUAUGACCUUUGUUGUGAUUAGUGGUCCCAGCUCAAGCAGUUAAAGCCUAAGCAUGUCUAUUGACCUUAUUAAUGAAUGAACACCAUAUCACAUGCAUGUUAGUCAACUGGUGUAAAGGGUGGGCCCGGCCUCCUCAACCCACAAAGGGGGGCCGAGCCAGCGAGCCCGUCCAGUGAGGGACCCAACCAGGGGGAUGCCACCCAGGACCCAGGGCGUUCCCCAGUCCAACCAAAGCACCCCGACCAGUCCCAAAAGGAGGGGCACGUGUGCCGGACCACCGCCCUCUACG
Phycodurus eques (leafy seadragon) is the source of this 1696-nucleotide messenger RNA. It is a transcript of the gene cox19, whose product is annotated as cytochrome c oxidase assembly protein COX19. NCBI's taxonomy places the organism in Eukaryota, Metazoa, Chordata, Actinopteri, Syngnathiformes, Syngnathidae. Gene Ontology annotation, cellular component: mitochondrial intermembrane space. Gene Ontology annotation, biological process: mitochondrial respiratory chain complex IV assembly. The record is from RefSeq and is a predicted model, not a curated record. The coding region runs from base 38 to 328 and encodes 96 amino acids. The transcript is spliced from 3 exons.